Messenger RNA from Amaranthus tricolor (Joseph's coat), 730 nucleotides. Its product is annotated as late embryogenis abundant protein 41-like. The record is from RefSeq and is a predicted model, not a curated record. The transcript has 2 exons. Gene Ontology annotation, biological process: response to stress. NCBI's taxonomy places the organism in Eukaryota, Viridiplantae, Streptophyta, Magnoliopsida, Caryophyllales, Amaranthaceae. Bases 202 to 492 code for a protein of 96 amino acids. Gene Ontology annotation, cellular component: mitochondrion.
UCCAUUUACACAGGAAAAAAAAAGCAUUUACAUCCUCAUAGCCUCUCAAUAUACAGCAGUUUUGACAGGCGGCUGAAAUCAUCUCCUUUUCCGCCGUCGUCGAAGGUUUUCUUCUCCUUCUACUGCCUUCAACGACGGCGUUUUUACCUUUCUUUACUUUUUUCCUUCAAUAAACCCUAACAAAAGCACAAAUCUACACCAAUGGCUCGCUCUCUUUCUAACGCUUAUGUUUUCUUCUUCGUCCUCACUGAUACCCUUUCUAUGGCUUCCCAGAGGCGAGGAUUCGCUGCGGCGUCACAAGGGGUAGCAGGAUUAGCAAGAGGAAGUGGGAAAAUCGGAAAAUCAACCCAAGAAGAAAUCGGACGGUCAGCAGAGAACUCGUGGAUUCCAGAUCCUGUCACUGGUUACUACCGCCCAGCUAAUCGUGCGGCUGAGAUUGAUGUUGCUGAACUCCGUGAGAUGCUUCUCAAGCGGAAGAUUAGAUCUCAGUAGAUUUUUGUAAAUUUUGCUUUAUUAAACAAAAAAAGUUAUUAAUCCUCUAAAAAAUUGAAAAAAUAAGAUGAUCAAUGAUACCGGUUACGGUUUCAUGAUGACCGUCGGUGAGAUUAUUGGGUUGAGUGCAAAAGAAAAAGGAAGAAAUUGCUUGUGUUAUUGUAACUCAUAGGUGCUUAUCUUAUGGGAUGUUUUUGAAUUUUAUAGUUAUGAGAAAAACUUUGCUUUAUGAUUACAA